AUCGAAUAAUAAUCUAUUUUAUUUUUCUACAGAGUUUAUUCGUAUUCAAGUCCGAAUAUUAUUUUGCAAUGGCAGCCUCUGAGGCGACAUGUUUAUGACUGCCGACCGUACCUACUUAAGUAUCACAAUAACGUUUUUUAUUUGGCUCCUUGUACUGACGUUCAGAUGACAUUUCUCUCCAGUUCAUUCCUACACACGUCGUCUGUUUCCUUCGAUUCUUGUGUUUCCUUUUUUCCCUUCUCGUAAAUUUGAUAAUUAUUCCUUCUCUCCUAGUACUGCUCACACCAAAGAUAUAUAAGGACUCAAAACUUUGUUCCGCAUCUUUGUUAUACUCAGUGCCUAAUGGUUCGAUGCCUCGCAGUUCAUGUCAAUGACACUACCUCUUAAGAUUUACACGCAGAACGCGAAGUCUCGUUGCAACACUGGAUAAUACUUACGCCUGGCUUGUGACCUUGCCCUUUGUCUAGUUAUCUGUUCGACGCUUCGACUAGUCGACUCGAAUAGCUUCCAUUAGUUACUAGUUGUUACUGUGAUAAGUCUCAUAGCUAGUCUAGUUAGAACGUGUCUUUACGUGUUCAGUGCCUUAAUCUAGGGGGGGUUGCUAUUGUUUUAUCUAGAGAAAUAAGUCGAUUGAUCGACUCGCUAUCGUCCAUUAUGCCUACUACUCAAGUGCAGACUCCGAUCACUCUCAUGGCGUAUUCAAUCGUGGAUUCGUCACGAGUCUCCACCUUCCUCAUAUCAAUCCUCCUCAUCGUCUAUGGCAGCUUCAGAUCACUCAACAUGGAACAGGAGGCGAGGGAGAGAGAGAAGGAGAAGGAGAGACAUAAGCUGCUAGGUCUUCCUACGCCUGCAGCUCAGGAAAACAGCUUCUUUACAGACGUGCAGACGCUGGACAGUCUGCAGGCGAUGUGUCUGCCUCUGGGUGCCUCCGUGUCGCUCCUCGUCAUGUUCUUCUUCUUCGACUCCAUGCAGAUGCUUUUUGCCGUCUGUACCGCCAUUAUCGCUACCGUGGCGCUGGCGUUUCUGCUGCUCCCGAUGUGCCAAUACAUCAUCAGGCCGUGCACGGACAACAAAAAGAUAUCAUUCGGCAUGUGUGGACGCUUCACGGGCGCUGAGAUUUUAUCCUUCUGCCUGUCAGUGACCAUCGUCUGCGUGUGGGUUCUCACGGGACAUUGGCUGCUCAUGGACGCGAUGGGCAUGGGUCUGUGCGUGGCGUUCAUCGCGUUCGUGCGGCUGCCGAGCCUGAAGGUCUCGACGCUGCUGCUGAUGGGGCUGCUCGUGUACGACGUCUUCUGGGUCUUCUUCUCCUCCUAUAUAUUCAACGCUAACGUUAUGGUCAAGGUGGCCACGAGGCCCGCAGAGAAUCCCGUUGGUGUGAUGGCACGCAAGCUGCACUUGGGCAGCAUGGCCCGCGAUGUGCCCAAGCUUUCGUUGCCCGGCAAACUCGUCUUCCCUUCCAUGCAGCACAGCGGACACUUCAGCAUGUUGGGUCUCGGUGACGUGGUGAUGCCGGGUUUGCUGCUGUGCUUCGUACUUCGCUACGACGCCUACAAGAAAGCUCAGCUGCUCUCUACCGAGGCCGGCGUCCCUGUGCCGCCAUCACACAUGAACAGAAUCAGCUAUUUUCACUGCUCGUUGAUCGGGUACUUCUUGGGCCUUCUGACGGCGACGGUGUCAAGCGAGGUGUUCAAGGCUGCCCAGCCUGCGCUGCUCUACCUCGUGCCCUUCACGCUCCUGCCGCUCCUCACCAUGGCCUACCUCAAGGGUGACUUGAGAAGAAUGUGGAGCGAACCUUUCAUCAACACGAGCCCGAGUAAACACCAAGACGUGUGACCUUGCGCUGGACCUCUUCUGCAGCCCCUCAUCCCUUUCAUCGUGUUAAUUAUAAUCUAUGUAAACGAAUUAUUAUCUACGCCUCAAAGGAUGAUUUUCUUCGUCGUUUAUCAUGUGACACGCCACUCCAGUUCGUGUAUUUCAGUGUUACUUGUGUGGAGUUAAUGUGUUGAAAACAGGUUCUGUUUUCAUACUGAAGUGAAAAGAAGAUUAUGUACAGUACUAAACUAACGCCAUGACCUCAUGAGUUUGGAAAUGAAUGAGUGUGUCUUUAUGAUCGAACGUUCGUGUGCGUACAAGACAUUCGACACCUCGGGAUGUGAUGUGAAAAUUUCUUACAGCGAUUCGCAUCACAAGGCUCGCAAUUUCUAUCAUUGACGAAGAAUUAAUGUAUAGAUAGUAAACUGAAUUUAUGUCUCUGAAUCUACCCAUCUGUGUAACGUGCAGUGUGAUGUUUGGCGUUGAGAUGCUAGCCAAUUAUGUACAGUAGCAGCUCUGAACGGAACUUAAUAAUGAGAUAGGAGCUGAAACUUAGUCCCUUGAUUUUUUAAGUGUUACCUACAGUGAAGUUCUGCAUUGAAAUUUCCGACUCGAAAACAAAUAAUUUAAGAUAAUGUACGUUUCAUGUAUUUUUUUCUUUAUUUUGAAUGUCCAAUAUUAGUUUGGAUGUUCAAUUGGUAGGUCUAAUUGUUUGGAAGAUACAGGUAAUGUUUAGAAACAUCAAUGCUCUUCGAAAAGUUAGCUGGAUUUAGAUGUAAAAUUGCUGCUGGUGAACUCAGAUGCUGAAGAAAUGAAAUAUCCUGGUGGUUAUUUUUAGGCUUUCCAACCGAAUGCGAUAUUAAUGUUGCUCAUUUAAUAACUUCUCUGGAAGUUUUAUUUGGCCCUUUCCUCUCUGCCUCCAAUAAUUUCUUAUGUCACAAAAUCAAUAGAAUUACCGCAAGAUGGUCGCUUGCUGUAUUUAUGUUCUCCAUUUUUGUUUUGUUUAUCAAUGAUAUUUUCUACCAAAGAAAUGCCCAGCUGCUGUAAAGUUUACUUUGUUCAUGAACACGUCACGUUGAUAUUAUUUCUCGUCUGAGUUCUUUUCAUCUUGUAAAAAAUGAAGAAUAACAGGCUUAUAAUACAUAGAAUACGAGAGAAGGUGGCAAUCUAGUCUAGAUCUUUAGUUUGAGGUUUAUAACUCACGAAUAUCUCCCAUAUUGCGAUGUUUGCAUCAUGUAAGAACUUUCCCUGCGUAAAAUAGCACUGAUAUAAAAGCUUGCUAGUAAUUAAAUUUUUUCUGUUCGAAGCUCUAAAUGUACAAGAUGCCAAAACACAUUUAUAAAGUCUUGAUUAUCCCAUAGCUUUCUAAGCUGGGUGUCACACCGAUUCUUUCGGGAUUUUCUUAUUGUUUUUUUCUUUGUAUAGCAAAGCAUGUGUUCCUUCUUAUUUAGAUGUUCGGCCGAUGAAUCAGUGCACCCCUAAAUUGUGGAGCUUCCUCAGUGUUUUACCAAGCUGUCGACGGCCUUGCGCUUGCAGCUCACUAACUUUAUUACUACAAGGAGAAGAUCUCACCUCGACUGCGAAUGAAAGUGUUGUUUGUUUAAAACAGCGUAUCAUUCGUCACUGGAUUAUAUCCUGAUUAUUGAUGAAGAUUUUUUUACGACUGCUGGUAACGUUAAUGUAGCCCGAAAAAAAGUCAUUGUUUUGUUAUAAUUUGCAUUUUAUUGUCAUUACUCUGUGUUGUGCAAGUCGGGGCUUAUCAUUCAUUCAUCGUUCGCUCGAAGUGGCCUUGAAAUGCGUCUCAUCAACUUUAUCUUCCACCACUGAAAAAGCUCAGCAGUAUUUAAUUUUUUGUUAUUACCGUCCAUUAUUGAACCCAUAACGUUACUGGCGUCUAUUAUUCAACACAUAAUGUUGCCAGCUUUCAUUAUUCAACACAUAAUGUUGCUAACGUUCAUUAUUUAAUACGUGAUUUUGCUAGCAUAUCGUAAUGGUCAGGAGUUGUUCGUUUUUGACUUGCUCAUACUGUUUCAACGAAUUCUCUGUCAUAUAUUGGGGAAUGGAAAUACCUUGUGCAAGUUAGAACCUUAGAUUUUUUCUAUCUUUAUUAAAAUUAUUUGUUAUGAAAAAACGACAAGCUUCUUGCUCAAAAGGCUUGUUUGAUCAAAGGACAUCCGAGCUAACUCGCCUAUUUAUUAUUUGGCCCGCCUCAAUCAUUGAAUAUUCCAGGAUCCACUUCAUAGCUCCUUCCAAAUGAUGCGAUGGAGUAUUUUAGCCCCUGUUCAUUAUAAACUCAUAUUAGGCUUGUAAUUCUGUGCAUCGUUAAGUUUUGCUCAUUUACAGUCCUAAAUUUAGUUCAUGAACUUUUUUCUAAAUAACGUUCAUGUGAUCGAUUUUUUCAUUUUUUACCAAUUUUUUUUAUUAUACGGUACGUACGCAUCAGUUUCUUUUUGUGUAUCGGAUUUUUUGGUGCAAGUUGAUCAAUUUUGCAUGAACAAAAUAAGCAGCGGGUAUGGUAGCUGGUCUCUGUGAUUCUUCCACUCAAAUGAUUGUAACAACAUCCCUGUACUUCUGGUAUAAGAUCUUUGUGAACUGAGAUGAGAUUUUAGGUAA
Messenger RNA from Hyalella azteca, 4425 nucleotides. It is a transcript of the gene SppL, whose product is annotated as signal peptide peptidase-like 3. Gene Ontology annotation, biological process: membrane protein proteolysis. The transcript is spliced from 11 exons. The record is from RefSeq and is a predicted model, not a curated record. Bases 655 to 1833 code for a protein of 392 amino acids. Gene Ontology annotation, cellular component: Golgi-associated vesicle membrane; lumenal side of endoplasmic reticulum membrane; cytoplasmic side of endoplasmic reticulum membrane. NCBI's taxonomy places the organism in Eukaryota, Metazoa, Arthropoda, Malacostraca, Amphipoda, Hyalellidae. Gene Ontology annotation, molecular function: aspartic endopeptidase activity, intramembrane cleaving.